Molecule: messenger RNA, 1209 nt
Organism: Linum tenue
Lineage: Eukaryota; Viridiplantae; Streptophyta; Magnoliopsida; Malpighiales; Linaceae
Source: the annotation of a GenBank genome assembly
AAAUAAUCCUCCCUUUUCGCCUUUUCAAAGUUGAAGAGAAAUUUUCCCCAAAGAAAAACAAAAGGAUUUUUCCUCUCUUCCAUAACCAUAAUAAUAAUAAUAAUAAAAAAUCCCAACCUUAGAAGUUUUGAAUUUUAAUCGUUGUUGUUCUUCGCUUCCAUCGGAUCUAAUUCGGUGAAAUGACGACGCAGCGGUCCGGCGACGAUGGAGUGCCAUACGUCUUCAUCGCCUUAUUAGUCGUCUGCUCCGUGAUCGCGGCGGGGAACUGCCAGAACCUGGACGAAUUGAUGCAGAGCUACGGGAACGCGAUUUCCAAGUCGAUGAACGAGAGCGGGGACUCGUCGGAGGCGCUGCGCAGCGGGAUUGCGCUGCUGUCGCACCCGGGGAAGGCCAAGUGCAUUCAGAAGCUGUCGCCGUGCAAGGAGUUCCUGCAUUUCCAAGGGACGCCGCCUUCCUCCUGCUGCGAUCCGCUCACCCAGAUUGUGACCAACGCCACCGAAGACUGCGUCUGCAUCUUCAACAGCCAAGAUUUGCUCAAUAGCGUUAACAUCACGAAGAAGGACGCGCUAACCCUCGCCGGCGCGUGCGGCGCCAAGCCUGAUUUGUCCGGCUGCAAGAACGAUUCCGCGAGUGCACCAAGUGGGUCUGCUAGUACUACUGCCACCAUCUCAUUGCCUCCAAUUUCAUUAGAGAGUUCUAGCGGUAGCGGUCAUGAUACCCCGGCUGAUAGCUCUUCAUCUUCAAGUGAUGACAAGCAAGAAUCAAGUGCCGCGGCUUCUUUUGGCGGGAAGAAAUCUCAUUGGAGAGGGCUUGUCUUGACUUUCGCCGCGCUAUUGGGCCUGAAACUUGUAACUCUAAAUUAAUAUCUUAGGCCCAUCCAAUACAAGGUGACAAGAAAAAGGGGGCACCGGUGGUAAUAUUUCUUAGGCCCAUCAAAUGUACGUUGUAAUUACAUAAGUGCAAUCGCGAAUUAAUCUUUGAUCCUACUUUGGGAGUUGAUGAUUUGUUCGAUCUUGUGGUGUGGUUCUGCGAUUACCCAGUUUGUUGAAGUAACCACCAUCCUCCCAGAAUUUGUGAUAUUUUAGUUAUAAUUUAUUAGUUGGUUAGUUAGUUAUCAUAAGCUUGUUUCGUCAUCUAACUGUCUUGAUUCUCAUCAUGGAUAUUGUAAUUAAGUUUUCAAUUGGUCGUUCAUGAGAAUGUUAAGUGUAU